ACUUCCUUCAACAUUUUCAUUGUUUUUGUCUUAGCGUUUGCCAAAUCCAGGCGCAACAGUGUUGUUAUCAACUGCCUAUUGUUAUUUUAGGUGAUCUUUGCUAGUAGUAUCGUUACCUUAAUUCUCAUCGUAGCCGUAGCCCCGAUUAUUGAUGUCAGGUUUGAGCAUGCUCCAUACACUUCCUCUAGUCCUGUCCAGCUUGUUUCUAAUGCUCAACUUCCCCCACUACUCACACCAGUACGUGUACAGCGGGGACCUGAAGGAUGUCUAUUUCUAUAAGCCAGGGGACUUUAUAAUCGGAGGAUCGUUUGGAGUAACCUAUGAUUGCCACAGUGUCCACAACAACAUUCCCUAUGCUCUAAUGCGGACAAUGGUCCACGCAGUCGACGUAGUGAACAGGGAGAAAAAAAUUCUUCCAGAUUUUACAUUGGGUUAUUUUAUAAUUGACAACUGCCAGAAUUCAAAUAUCUCGGCUCUUCAAGCCCUUCGCUUCAUUCCCCAGUCACAUCUAGCUACACACGACGAUAAAGACAUCCCUGGCUAUUUGAGAUCGUUCGAUGUUAUCGGAGUGGUUGGUACCGAGUACAGUUUGACCACAAUACCCCUCUCGGUUAUCCUGGGAGCCAUACAAAUGCCAGUCAUCAGUUCCUGGGCUACGGACGACGCGCUGAAGAACAAGCUGACGUACCCAACAAUCUUUCGUGUGACCUCCUCCAUGCCGCAUCACAUCGAUGGCCUGCUGCACUUCUUGCGCCAGAAAGAAUGGCUCUACUUUUCAGUGAUAGCAGACGCCACCGAGUACGGCCAUCGAAAUGUCAAACUGUUAAAGAAGAGCUACAAAAGAAGCGGCAUGUGCAUCGCCGUCAUCUCGAGCGUGAGUGAGGACGUCGACUUCAAAAGUCUGCUCCUCUACCAUCGCGAAAAGUUUGGAGUCUACGUCAUAGUGGCGUUCGUUCGGUACUCUUUGGUGGAGAAGAUUUCAAGCGCCGUGAAGAGCGCGGGUCUAGAGGGAUCGCUUGUUGUGAUAGGAUGUGAUUUCUUUUACUAUGACUUGUACGAAGGGAACCUGGCCAGAGGUUUUCUGUCUUUAGGACCCCCUGCUUCUCCCGUUUCGGGAUUAAGAGAUCACUUAUUGGGGUUAGAUGACAAAGAACCGCAUGAUCCAUGGCUAGAAAGCAUUUAUGAAAAAGUGUAUCAGUGUUACAAAAAACUAUGCGCUCAGCACUUUCGCCAUGACGCAAAUUUAAUUAAUGCUUUACCCCUGGGGGAUGUCGCUGAUAUUGUAGAGAUAUAUGCCAAAGCAUUGUCCAAUUUAUUAGCUAUCAACUGCUAUGAGAAAUCUAAAGCCGAAGCGGUUUCCUGCUUUCGACAGAAUAAAGCUAAAAUGAUUUCUCAUAUCGAAAGCGUAAAGUCCUUUACAGACCAAACCAAACUUUUUUUUGAUACCGACAGAAACCGCGUCACGGAGGUAUCUAUUUUCCAGUCGAUCGCCAACGAUACUGUCAAUAAAGUCGUUGAAAUUUCAAGGUACGAUUACUAUACCAAGACGAUUACCUUUCUAACACACAUGGACUUUGAAGGGUUCACCGUGCCUGAAGAAAAGUUUUUAGCCUCCCAGCACUGCCAGCCGGCCUGUGCCGGGGACUCCCGACGGUCCCUCUACUCGAGAUGUUGUUGGGCCUGCGUUAAAUGCAGCGAUUACGAAAUCGUCGCAGAAAACGGCACAAAUUGCGAAAAAUGCCCCACUCUUUACUGGCCGUCUUAUGAAGACAGCAAAAAAACAAAUUGUGCAUUAAUUAAACUUUCCUACGUCACCAUUUUUUCACUUUACUCGCAGUUGUUAAUUUUUGUGUCAUUAUCACUCCUGUGCAUGGCGGUGUUCACGCAGUAUGUUUACUACACGAAAAGGCGAUUUCUGAAGAUGAACAGAACUCACAUUGUUAUCGCCAACGGCCAAAUCUCCGCCAUAGCAGUUGGUUACCUGGCCAUACCUGUUCUUGUUGUUCAACCAAAGCCCCUGAACUGCUUCAUAGGUCUAAGCCUAUUUGAAAUCAGCUUCACUGCACUUUAUCUCUGCUUGGCGAUAAAAACCUUCGACCUUGUAUACUGCAGUCGAAACGCUAUUGGGGAUCGGGAAUAUAAGGAGAAGCUUCGAGAAUUCGAACGAACUGCAGCUGUUUUAUUAAUCAUUUUUGAGAGUAUUAUUAUAGCUUUGAUGCACAUACUCUUCCCCGCCGAGAUGGUGUCCCAACAGCCUUCAGAGCUGGUCAACUACGCUGAGAACGUCUGCAGUUUCCCGCCAGUCCACAUUUACUUGUUCCUGGGCCACAACUUGACACUCCUUGUCGUCUGCCUGCUCAUGAUUGUUCGAUACCGAACUUUCCAAGUCCACUAUUCAGAAAGCGAGUUCCUCUUCACAUGUCUCACAAUCAAAAUGACCACAUGGGCGUCGUUUAUCCCAGCCUACUUCAUGUCAGACCGACUACAGAUUCGUAUCUACUACAUCAUCUUUGUUAUUCUAAUCAACCACACAACAGCCCUAGCCCUCUUGCUAGCCCCGAGGCUGUACUACGUGCUGACCAACGCUAGGUAUAAUGCGAAAAUAUCAAGUUUGAGCAUGCUCCAUACACUUCCUCCAGUCCUGUCCAGCUUGUUUCUAAUGCUCAACUUCCCCCACUACUCACACCAGUACGUCUAUGUUGGGGACCUGAAGGAUGUCUAUUUCUAUAAGCCAGGGGACUUUCUAAUCGGAGGAUCGUUUGGUGUGACAGUCGACUGCAAGCGUGUUCAGAACAGUAUCCCUUAUUUUAUGAUGAGAACAAUGAUCUAUGCAAUUGAAACGAUUUUGUAUAAUCUCAUAGAAGUCCCUGGCUACUUGAGGUCGUUCGAUGUUAUCGGACUGGUUGGUACAGAGUACAGCUUGACCACAAUACCAAUCUCGUCUAUACUAGGGGCCGUGAACUUGCCUGUCAUUAGUUCCUGGGCCACAGACGACGAGUUGUCCAACAAGAAGCAGUAUCCCACAUUCUUUCGGAUUACGGCCACAAUGAAGCAUCAAAUCAGAGUCUUGGUUCAGUUCUUGGCUUAUAAAGGUUGGAGCUACUUUUCAGUGAUUGCUGAACAAACAACCUACGGUAUUUGUUUUGUCACUCUGUUGAAGAAUGCUUACAAAUCGCAUGGCUUGUCCAUAGCUGUCAUCUCUAGAGUAAGGAAUGAUGUUGACGCCGAGAGCCUGCUUCUCUACCAUCGCAAACAUUUCGGUGUCUACGUUAUCCUUGUCUUCGUCCGAUACCAAUUAGUACAGAUGAUUUCAAAGGCUGUGAAUAGCUCGGGUUUAGAAGGUUCUGUUAUCAUUAUAGGAUGUGAUUUCUUUUUAUACGAUCUGUAUUACGGAAAUUUAAAUAAAGGCAUUCUAGUCAUGGGACCAUCGGCCUAUCCUGUUCCAGGAUUACAAUACCAUUUGCUGGAGUUGGAUAAAAAGGAACCCCGGGAUCCUUGUCCAAGCGCUACUUUGGAACGGGAUUAUAAACAGAAGAUUCGCAAAUAUGAAAUAACUGCUGCAGUUUUAUUCGUCCUUUUUGAGGUUAUAAUGCUAGCCUCCAUUCACAUCGCCGUACCUGUUGAGAUGGUAUCCCAACAGCCUUCAGAGCUGGUCAAAUACGCAGAAAAAGUCUGCAAGUUCCCCCCAGUCCACAUUUACAUGUUCCUGGGCCACAACUUGACACUCCUUGUCGUCUGCCUGCUCAUGAUUGUUCGUUACCGAACUUUUCAAGUCCACUAUUCAGAAAGCAAGUUCCUCUUCACAUGUCUCUCAAUCCAAAUGACCACAUGGGCUUGUUUUAUCCCAGCCUACUUCAUGUCAGACCGACUAAAGAUUCGUAUCUACUACAUCAUCUUUGUUAUUCUAAUCAACCACACAACAGCCCUGGCUCUCUUGCUAGCCCCGAGACUGUACUACGUGCUGACCAACGCUAGGUAG
Molecule: messenger RNA, 3979 nt
Organism: Physella acuta
Lineage: Eukaryota; Metazoa; Mollusca; Gastropoda; Physidae
Product: metabotropic glutamate receptor 1
Biological process (GO): G protein-coupled receptor signaling pathway
Cellular component (GO): membrane
Molecular function (GO): G protein-coupled receptor activity
Source: RefSeq, a predicted model, not a curated record